AUGGACAUGACAAGCCGAAAGCGUCUUAACUACGAAGACUAUACUGUGGCUCUGGUAUGCGCGAUGAGUUUUGAAAUGAGCGCCAUCCGCUACAUGUUGGAUCAGGAACAUGUCCGUUUGCCUACCAAGCAGGGAGACUCGAACAUUUACGUCCUGGGUGAGCUAAGUGGACACAAUGUUGCAAUUUCAUGUCUUCCGGGCAAUCAAGGCAAAGGCUCAGCAGCAACUGUCGCUGCUAAUAUGACACGCACCUUUCCGUCAAUUAAAUACCGACUUCUUACUGGAAUUGGAGGAGGCGUGCCAAGUGACGUGAAUGAUAUCCGUUUAGGUGAUGUAGUUGUCAGUAUGCCUAAUGGUCAAAAUAGUGGAGUGGUUCAAUAUGACCAGGGCAAGGAUACAGAGAGUGAUUUCAAGCUUAAGGGAUUCCUGUGGCCUCUCCCUACUAUUCUGAGGAGUGCAGUAAUGACCAUGCAGUCCGACCAUAUGGUCAUGAAAAACAGGAUCACUGAAUUCAUAUCAGCGAUGUUACAGAAAGGCCCUCGCCUUACGGUUUACCAACGGCCGUCCCCCGAUUUGGAUAUCCUGUUCGAACCUGAUUAUGCUCACGAUCCAAAGGAAGCCACUUGUGAAAAAUGUGACAAGAGCAAAAUAAUCCCUCGACGCCCACGAGAAGCUGACCUUCCAGAGAUACAUUAUGGAUUGAUCGCGUCUGGAGACCGAGUGAUAAGGAGCGCCAUCAGAAAGAGGGCAAUCAGCCAAGACAUAGGCAAUAUACUUUGCUUUGAGAUGGAGGCAGCUGGCCUCAUGAGCGAGUUUCCUGGCAUCAUUAUUCGCGGUAUCUCUGAUUAUGCCGACUCUCACAAGAAUGAUAUCUGGCAGCCAUACGCUGCUGCUACUGCUGCUGCAUGUGCCAAGGAGCUUCUUUCCUAUAUAUAUCCAGGGGAUCUCCUAGCCAUACCACCACCUCUCCCGGAUAGAACCGAACAAAUGUAA
Molecule: messenger RNA, 993 nt
Organism: Aspergillus pseudoviridinutans
Lineage: Eukaryota; Fungi; Ascomycota; Eurotiomycetes; Eurotiales; Aspergillaceae
Product: 5'-methylthioadenosine/S-adenosylhomocysteine nucleosidase family protein
Exons: 1
Coding region: 1-993 (330 amino acids)
Biological process (GO): nucleoside metabolic process
Molecular function (GO): catalytic activity
Source: RefSeq, a predicted model, not a curated record